Molecule: messenger RNA, 1659 nt
Organism: Rhodamnia argentea
Lineage: Eukaryota; Viridiplantae; Streptophyta; Magnoliopsida; Myrtales; Myrtaceae
Exons: 2
Coding region: 62-1396 (444 amino acids)
Source: RefSeq, a predicted model, not a curated record
CGUGUCGAGUGAUAUUUGUUCAGGAUACAUAGAGAAGGAAAGGGGGAAUAAGGUGGCGGGGAUGAACGCGAGAGGACCGGUGAGGUGGAGGCAGAAAUGGAGGCAGCAGCCACUGGAGCCAUUGAUGGAAGGGCCUGAUCCCGAGAUGCAGCUGCAGCCGGGGCAGAGGAAGGAGAGGUAUUGGGACGUGAUUCGGGAAUGGUUCCGCUCCCAGAAGGCGGGCGGCGCCGCCCAUCAUCACUACCUCCACCCCAACAACAACAACAGCGGCAACAGCAGCAGGGCAGCUGAGUUGAGGCUGUUGCUCAGCGUGCUGGGCUGCCCCCUCGCCCCCAUCCCGCUCACCGACGCUACCCUGCCCCCCCACCAUCCCCUCCUCCCCCCCUGUUCCAUCCCCAUUCAGAACUCCAUGGCCCAUUACAUCCUCAAGCAGUACAUGGCCGCCACCGGUUGCUUCAACCCCCACCGCCACCGCACCCCCUUCGCCAACAUGUACGCCGCUGGCCGCGUCAAGAUGGCCUGCUGCGAGACCGAGAUCUCCUCCGGCAAGUCCGUCAAGUCCGUCGGCGCCGCCCGACCCACCCCCCACCACGGCAGCUUCGUCCUCUGGCAGAUGACCCCUGCCUUGUGGUCCAUCGAGCUCGCCCUCCUCCCCGGCGGACCUCCCCACUCCAACCCUCAUUCCAACGACGACUUCUCUCACUAUGUUACCAUUAACAACAAUAAGGUGGUCGCCGGCAGCGACGGCAAGAUCGUGUGGCGUCACACUCCCUGGCUCGGCACUCACGCCGCCAAGGGCCCCCACCGUCCCUUACGUCGCCUCAUUCAGGGACUUGACCCGGAGAGCACGGCUCGUUUGUUCGGCAAGGCGCAGUGCAUGGGGGAGAGGAGCAUAGGGGAGGAGGAAUGCUUCGUGCUUAAAGUGGCAGCUGAACGGGAGGCGGUGAUGGAGAGGAGCGAGGGUGGGGCAGAGGUGUUGAGGCACGUCCUCCACGGCUACUUCAGCCAGAAGAGCGGCCUCCUCAUUUACCUCGAGGACUCCCACCUCACCCGUGUCCACCACGUCCCUACCGGUAACAGCCCUGGCGAGGACAGCGAACUAGAAGAUCGAGAACCGCAACACCAUGACGAAGAGCCCGCGUUAUUGGGGGAGACCGUUUACUGGGAGACGACGAUCGGGAGCAGCAUCGGGGACUACAGAGAGGUGGAUGGGCUGAUGAUCGCUCACGAGGGGAAGUCCAUCGCCACCCUCUUCCGCUUCGGAGAGACGUCAAUGCAAUACAGCCGCACCCGCAUGGAAGAAGCCUGGACUAUCCACGACGUCGACUUCAACGUCCCGGGUCUCUCCUUGGAUCACUUCAUCCCUCCUUCCGAUAUCCACAUCCCUUCCCCUUGAUUCGUCCCUACCUCCUAACGACAACUCCCAUUUCAAUUGGACGAACCAUUCCUGGCUAAAUCCCACCAUUCUUAUAUGAUUAACAACUGGUCCCAAUGCUUCCUGUAAAUGAACCCCCUCCCCUUAGAUUAAUCGUUGGUUUGUUCUAAGUAACUCUAAAAUUUUUUUCUUUGGCUUCUGUCAAGUUGGGCCCUUUCAUUUGAUGUCAUCUGACCUUUUUCAUCACAUAUAAAUGGAGAUAGAGUGCAAUUUUUGGUGCAAAA